AUGGCCCCGGUAUCUCUUCAUUGGAAUGAUGAUACUCCCGAGAACGUGGUUUUACUUCCUUGUCUAAAGUCAAUGACUUGGGCUAUGGAAAAUAAGAACUCAGCACCAGGAAAUAUAGUAGCUGUCAUUAACCUGAAGGUAAGUUCAAUUGUUGACAAGGCAGAUGAUGGUUUACACUUGAUCUCUGAACUUCAGGUUGUCUUUGUGCUUGUUUUUGUUGGUGCAAAUGAUGAUUUACACUUGAUCUCUGAACUUCAGGUACCGAAAAGCUUCAACUCACCUUACACCUUUUGCUUUGAAAGCAUUGUUGCUAUCAGUCAUUUAUUAUCGUCAAAGGUGAACACUGGCUCAUCUCCUUCUUCAUGA
Prunus armeniaca (apricot) is the source of this 366-nucleotide messenger RNA. NCBI's taxonomy places the organism in Eukaryota, Viridiplantae, Streptophyta, Magnoliopsida, Rosales, Rosaceae. The record is from the annotation of a GenBank genome assembly.